GUCCAUCCUGCAUGCGGCGCUCACUGCUGCCGGGCCAUGGGCAUAGGCCGCGUGUGACUGCUUUUUGGAUGCCCGGAGGCACGGGUGUGCUCUCUUGAGAUGGCCCUCUGGAUAUUUCUGCCCCGCCCAGAAUAGCGAGCAGACCAGGCCUGAAAAUUUUAAAGAGAGCCCCGAAACCAGUGGCCUGGCGCUAUGGGCGCUAUGCUCCCAAAACUGCAAAAGCGGCAGAAUCCGCUGUUUUUCCUGCGGUGGUGGAACAGCCCGAUAUAAGCUGGUGUACGGGUGCGGCGGCCCCCGGCCGCGGUGCUGGGUGAAAAAAAAGACAUGUCUGAACCCUCGGCUUUUUCUUUUUUUACCCACACCAGACAACAUGACCAGAACCUCCGUUCUCGCUGACGCCCUUAACGCUAUCAACAACGCCGAGAAGACCGGCAAGAGACAGGUCUUGAUCAGACCCUCUUCCAAGGUCAUCAUCAAGUUCUUGCAGGUCAUGCAAAAGCACGGCUACAUUGGUGAGUUCGAGUACGUCGACGACCACAGAUCCGGAAAGAUCGUGGUGCAAUUGACCGGUAGAUUGAACAAGUGUGGUGUCAUUUCCCCAAGAUUCAACGUCAAGAUCGGCGACAUCGAGAGAUGGACCGACAACUUGUUGCCUGCCAGACAAUUCGGUUACGUCAUCUUGACCACCUCUGCUGGUAUCAUGGACCACGAGGAGGCCAGAAGAAAGCACGUUUCCGGUAAGAUCUUGGGUUUCGUCUACUAGGCGUGUUUCUGUAUAGAGGAAGAACAUAGUAACAGAGCAAUACAGUGCGAUAAUAACAGUGCGAUAAUAACAGUGCGACAGUAGCAGUGCAAUGGCGUAGUUGUAGCAGAGCUUCUCGGUCAUUUUGCGGCAGUGAUGUAGAUUGCAGCAGUAGAGCAAUCAAGCGCAGUAUCUACAGUCAUAUAAUGCAAUAGUAGUGCCAUACAGUGCAUUUUGAGCAGUGCUAUACAACGCGAUAUUAACAGUUCGACAGGGCAAU
This is a messenger RNA of Metschnikowia bicuspidata var. bicuspidata NRRL YB-4993, 1022 nucleotides long. RefSeq names its product 40S ribosomal protein uS8 (gene RPS22A). Lineage: Eukaryota; Fungi; Ascomycota; Pichiomycetes; Serinales; Metschnikowiaceae. Gene Ontology annotation, biological process: translation. The transcript has a single exon. Gene Ontology annotation, cellular component: ribosome; cytosolic small ribosomal subunit. The coding region runs from base 371 to 763 and encodes 130 amino acids. Gene Ontology annotation, molecular function: structural constituent of ribosome. The record is from RefSeq and is a predicted model, not a curated record.